CCCCAGAUGUACAGGGACAUUUCCUCCUCACUGACUACCAAUGUUAGGAAGCUUUCUUACCAAUGAUCUCCAAAUGUAAGGGACAAUUGAUUCUCACUUGAUCACCAAUGUAAGGAGCAUUCUUCCCAACUGAUCACCAUUGUAAGGGACAUUUCUUCCCAACUGAACCACCAAUGUAAGGGGGACAUUCUUCCCACUGACCCCCUAAAUGUAAGGGACAUUCUUCCCACGUCCGUAUCACCAAUGUACGGAGCAUUCUUCCCACUGAUCACCAAUGUACGGAGGCCAUUCUUCCCACUGACCUACCAAUGUAAGGGACAUUACUUCCCCACUGACCCCCAAUGUAAGGGAUUCUUCCCACUGCCCCCAAUGAAAGCCAAUCUUCUCACUGACCCCAAUGUAGGGACAUUCUUCUACACUGACACCGAAUGUAAUGGUGACAUUCUU
Messenger RNA from Staurois parvus, 447 nucleotides. The record is from the annotation of a GenBank genome assembly. NCBI's taxonomy places the organism in Eukaryota, Metazoa, Chordata, Amphibia, Anura, Ranidae.